Molecule: messenger RNA, 1044 nt
Organism: Williopsis jadinii
Lineage: Eukaryota; Fungi; Ascomycota; Saccharomycetes; Phaffomycetales; Wickerhamomycetaceae
Gene: AIM22
Product: putative lipoate--protein ligase
Exons: 1
Coding region: 1-1044 (347 amino acids)
Biological process (GO): protein lipoylation
Cellular component (GO): mitochondrion; cytoplasm
Molecular function (GO): lipoyltransferase activity
Source: RefSeq, a predicted model, not a curated record
AUGGACGAGCUGUAUGGAAUCAAGAGCAACGGUGAAGCAGUGGCCAGGGACCUACUCGGGCACGUUGCUUCGAACGAGCCCAAAGUUGUGAUAUCGACGAUGACGAACCCCUUCAGGAACCUGGCAUUGGAGGAAUUUGUAUUCGCAAAUACCCCAAGAACACCACAGUUCAACGCCCAGAGGCUCGUGUUGUAUACAAACUCACCGUGUGUUGUUGUGGGCAAGAAUCAGAACCCCUGGAAGGAGGUGAACCUGCCGUUGAUACACUCUUUGAGCAUCCCAAUGUUGAGGAGAAGAAGUGGUGGGGGGACAGUGGUGCACGAUCUCCACAACGUCAAUUAUAGCUAUAUGACCACCAGGGAAUCGUUUGACAGGAAGUUCUUCGGUGGUGUGAUAGUGUCACAGCUACAGUCCAUCGGAGUCGCUCUGAAACAGAACGAAAGAGGUGAUAUCAUCACAAUGGAGGGGUUGAAAGUGAGUGGCAGUGCGUAUAAGAUAUCCAAGGGGUUGAGCUAUCAUCACGGAACGAUGCUCUUGAGCUCGAAGCUGGACAUCUUGAAGAAGCUGCUUGACACCACGAAGAGAGACCGAGACGUAACCAUACGGUGUAACGGUGUUGAUAGUGUUCCGGCCCCUGUCACGAACGUUGGCAUCGACAACGAUGUGUUUGUAGAACAGGUCGUCACAGGCUUUAAACAGCUCUUUAACCAGGAAGUUGACGUUAUCACUGUUGGAGACGAGUCUCCACUGCAGCCAGAUAUCUUGAGGAUAUCUGAAGAACUACAAGAAUGGGAUUGGAAAUACGGCAAUUCACCAAAAUUCGAAUACGACAUACGACACCCUGAUUUUGAGGUGACGUUUAAUGUGGAAAAGGGCUAUCUUCAACACUUCACUGUUAAAGGCGAUGCUUCUCAAUUCAACCUCUUAUCGAUGGCACUAGAUAACGGUGAACGCUUGCAGUUCAGAGGCGAUGUCAUUGCGGGCUACAUCGUCGACGAUACGACAUCUCAAUACAUUGGUGAGCGUAUAGAUGGCACCGAUUGA